AUGAUUUCGGUGCAAUUGUUAAUUGUUGCGGUAAUCCUAUUUUGGAUCCACUUUCUUUGGAGUCGGAGACAUUUAUAUUUACUAUCGCUGAAGUUGCCAGGAACCUGGGGACUACCUAUAAUCGGAAUUGCGAUAGAGUGUUUUCUCUUCUAUAAACGUAAAAUAAGAAUGCGCUCCAAAUAUCUAAGGAUGAAUGGCUCAACUAUUUUGACCUGGUUGGGUACAAUGCCAUUUAUAUUGACAAUGGAUCCCAAAACUGCCGAGGAUAUCUUUAUGUCACCUUCAUGCAUCAACAGGAACUGGCAGGCAGUCAGUGCGUUUACUCAUUCUUUUGGACACGGAUUAUUGACACUACAAGGAUCCAAAUGGAUGGAGCGUCGGAAGCAUAUGAAUGUCGCCUUCAAACCAAAUAUCUUGCUCAGCUUUUUUCCCAUUUUCAAUGACGAAGCGAGAUCCCUGGUAAGCCUAUUCGACUCUUUUGUCGGUCAGGGCGAAAAAGAUGUACUACCAGACAUACUUAAAUGGUCAUUUAGAAUAUCCGCCCAGACCACUAUGGGAACCAAUGUUAAGGAAGAGGAAAACUUAAAAAAUGAUACAAUAAUGGAAAACUUUAAGACGAUCUUAAACCUUAUCACAAUUAAUACUUUGAUGCCGUUUUUCAAAAUUAAAAUGAUUUCCAAGCUUUUCGGACUUGAAAAGCGGUUAACAAGAGCCUAUUCUCCGAUUAGUGAAAUGAUGGAUAAUAUAAUUAACAAAAAACUGCACUCAAAGCCAGAAAUUACAUAUAAUUCGGAGUCCGAGAUGAAAAUUGUUAUCGAUAAGGCAAUUGAACUUUUUCGAAAAGGCGAAAUAUCCUUUAUGGAGUUGAAAUCCGAGUGUAACGGUAUGGUUGUGGCUUCCUUUGAGACGACCGCUCAUACGGUAUAUCAUACCCUCGUGCUGCUGGCCAUGAAUCCCGAAUGCCAGGAGAGGGUCUUUAACGAGAUUAAGGAACUCCUCCCAACGGCCGAAGACUUGGAAAUUACCAACGAAGAUCUCCAAAAAUUGGUUUACUUGGAUCGCGUGCUAAAUGAGGCGUUGCGAUUGAUACCCUCCAUCCCUAUCAUCACGAGGGAUACAAUGGCCGACUUGCCACUAUCUAAUGGAGUUAUCGUCCCCAAGGGAGUUAUGAUUGGCGUCGACAUAUUCAGCAUCCAUCGCAACAAGGAUUUUUGGGGUCCGGAAGCAGAGAAGUUUAACCCAGAUAACUUCUUGCCGGAAAAAGUGUCCAAUAGGCAUCCAUACGCCUUUAUUCCAUUUGCAAAGGGAAAGAGAAACUGCAUAGGCUGGCGAUAUGGUCUAAUGUCUGCUAAACUAGCUUUAGUCAAGAUACUCACCAACUACGAACUUAGCACUUCAUUUCGUUAUGAAGACUUGGACUUCGUUGACAACAUGGUCAUUAACUUAGUCAAGUCCCCACGUCUGGCUUUUCAACGACGAUAG
Molecule: messenger RNA, 1482 nt
Organism: Drosophila takahashii
Lineage: Eukaryota; Metazoa; Arthropoda; Insecta; Diptera; Drosophilidae
Gene: Cyp313a2
Product: Cytochrome P450 313a2
Molecular function (GO): iron ion binding; heme binding; oxidoreductase activity, acting on paired donors, with incorporation or reduction of molecular oxygen
Source: RefSeq, a predicted model, not a curated record